Molecule: messenger RNA, 1413 nt
Organism: Miscanthus lutarioriparius
Lineage: Eukaryota; Viridiplantae; Streptophyta; Magnoliopsida; Poales; Poaceae
Source: the annotation of a GenBank genome assembly
AUGGACGCCUUCAUCAAACGGCCUCUCGUUCGUCAGAUUCCACUGCCUGGCUUCGAAUCCUGCUCCAGGGGUGGCGCCACGAUGCACACCAACCCCUUCAGCUUCGACCUUGAUACUGCGACUCCAUAUUCGACUGCCAGCUCCUGGUCCAUCUCCGGUGGCGACAUGGGGAGGAGGACACAUCCCUUCAGCUUCGGGCACGACAUUGCUCGUCCUCCGAUCAGGUUGUCCGAUCUCUGUGAUGAUUAUUUUCCUCGGCCAGCCCAGUUCGGUCCGUUUCCAACAAUGAACGUCCCUCACAAUGAUUACGUCCCCGCCGGCGGCGAACUACCUGCGCUACCAGUACCACCCGCCGGCUUCAAUCCGACGCCGGCCUACGACGACGGCAACCCCUUUGACGCCGACGGUAGGGCUGCCCUUGCCAUGGAUGUUCCAGCACCGUGGGACCCGUGCUACGACGACGACGACGACGGCCACGUCGUCCAGCUGGGCAUCGAGGAGCCCGUGUCGUCGGUGUCCUUCGCUGCUCCGGUCUGCGACGGCGCCGGCACCCUUAACGACGACAACUCCACGGGGGCUCCUCCGAAGCUCUGCUGUCCCUAUGACGGCUUUGACGAAGACAUACAGGCCACCCUCCGGGCCCAGGAGGACGAAGCCAAGGCCAAGCCGUCCCCGGACUACCUGGAGACGACGCAGGGGGGGCGGAUGAGCCAGGACACGCGCGCCACCCUCGUCGGCUGGAUGAAACGGUUCACCCAGUGCUACGGCCUCGCCCCCGGCACGCUCCACCGCUCCGUCGCCUACGCCGACCGGUUCCUCUCCGUGCAACCGAUGGCGGACGUCGGCAUGCACCGGCUCCGUCUCCUGGGCGCUGUGGCCGUCUACGCCGCGGCCAAGUACGAGGACCAGGGAACCGUAGAGCUAUUGGACGCCGCGGAGAUCGCCAGCUACCGCCGCCGCUGCGGCCGCGGCGGCUUCCCCUCGAGCAAGGAGGAGGUGCUCGACAUGGAGCGCACGCUGCUCGCGGCGCUCGACUACCGGCUCGGCCGCCCCACGGCGUACACGUUCGUGGAGCACUUCACCCGUCACUACGGCGAGGAGGAGCUGCGCCUGGAGCUCCGCUCCUGUGCGCAUGACUUCGUGGACAUGUCGCUGUUCCACUACAGCUGCCUCCAGCACAACCCGUCUGCCGUGGCUGCGGCGGCCAUGUUCCUGGCGAGGCUGACGCUGAAGCCGACGUACGGGCAGAUGAAGAGUUGGAACAGGGAGCUCAAGGAGCUGACGGGGUACGAACCCAUAAAAUUGGAGCGUUGCGUCGAAGCAAUACACUCUCUGAUUCCUCACCAUGGUGAUGGGUCCUACGACGACGUCGACCUCUUUCCAAUGUUCUAUGCGAUUGCGGACCCAAAGUAG